Molecule: messenger RNA, 1740 nt
Organism: Durio zibethinus
Lineage: Eukaryota; Viridiplantae; Streptophyta; Magnoliopsida; Malvales; Malvaceae
Source: RefSeq, a predicted model, not a curated record
GAAAAUCAAGAGCCAACGAAGGAAAGAAGCAGCUAUUAAGAGAGUUGAUUUCAAGGAACGGGAAAGUAUAUCAAGAAGGACCCUGUGAAACAAAAAACAGCUUCUUUUGCAGAUAGAAAGAGAGAAAAAAAGAGGGAAAACCCCCCCAAAAAAAGAAAAUUAUGGUCACACUCUCUUGCUGCUCUUAUCUUCUUUUUCCUCUCUAUUAGAAAAGGGUUUAAAAUUUUUAUUCAAAAUCUGUUAUUGGUGGGAAGAAAUGGAGUUUGAGGAUCAAGAGGAACAAGAAGAAGAGAUGGGUUUGGCACCAAGUUAUGACUCGCUGGCAAACUCAUCUGGAGUCAAAAUGUCAGGUGUUGAACCGGGUUCAAUAACUCCAACCGGUCAGCAGCAACAGCAGCAGAGGAAGCCAAGGUAUAGAGAGUGUUUGAAGAACCACGCCGUGGGAAUCGGUGGUCAAGCUGUCGACGGUUGCGGUGAGUUCAUGCCGGCUGGAACUGAAGGUACCCUCGACGCUCUCAAAUGCGCAGCUUGUAACUGCCACCGUAACUUCCACCGUAAGGAAACGGAACAGGGUUCUCCGAACUCCAUCCCCACGACGGACCUCUACUUUCACCACCACCAGCCUCCGCAAUUCACACCUUACUUCAGAGCGCCGGCAGGGUACCUCCACUUGGCAGGACAGCAAAGGCCAUUAGCUUUACCGUCGACGUCAGGAGGUGGAGGAGGACACAGCAGGGAAGAUCAAGAGGAUGUUUCGAAUCAAGGGAGUUCAAGGAAGAGGUUUAGAACAAAGUUUACGCAGGAACAAAAGGAGAAGAUGUUGGAGUUGGCUGAGAGGUUAGGGUGGCGGAUUCAGAAACAUGAUGAAACGGUUGUUCAACAGUUCUGCUACGAAAAUGGGGUUAAAAGGCAUGUCUUGAAAGUUUGGAUGCAUAAUAACAAGCAUACUCUUGGUAAGAAACCCUAGAAACAGCUUCUACAUGUUUUUGAGAGAGGGCAAAAGAGCUAAAAAAAAGUUGGCUUGCUAAGUUCAAAUGUCGAGGUUUUCAUUAGAUUUUUUAGGGUUACUUUGGGGGUAAGCAGUUGGUACUUUGGUAGUGAUUAUGAUGUUGGGGAUGGAUUAUUAUUAAUAGCAUUAUUAAGUUGGGUUUUACAUUAGAUUAUCACUCAAUGUUAAUGGGUACUUAAUUUUAAUUUUAGUUCGAAUAUAUUUUCUUUUUGUUGCAUUUCAAAGCUCUCUUUUAAUGUGAAAAUGGGUUUGGAUAUUUGUGCAUUGAGGCAAAAUGGAGACAUGCAAUGCAAUGCAAUGCAAAUGGCCUGAAAAUGGAAGAGCUCUAACUGGGUUUUGGGCAAUGGGGGUUUGAGCUUUCACGAGUAAGAACUUUUUGUGUUAACUGAGACAAAACAAGCUCGAAGGGUCAAGGAUGAUUUUCCUUUGGAGACAUAAACAUUUGCUAUAAGCUUAGUUAAUUUCGUUUACGUGAGUCUUUCUGAGUUUACGAGUGAAGAAAUCCUCAGCUGCACUGACAUUGUUAUAUGUGCUUGAGAAAUUGAUAAAAAGGAAGGGAAGAGAGGGAGAGGGAGGUUGGGCUUGAGUUUGAAGUAUUAUGGAUGGCAUUGAAUGAGUGCUCUUUUCCUUUUUCCUGCUUCUUUAAACAUUGAUCCUUCGCUUCCUUCAUUCAAUAUAGAUACUCUCCAAGGCAUUUUAUUCCUGUAUUUCACUUUGCCUUCCUCCUUGCA